AUGGAUUAUAAGGACCAGAAAUUACCACCAUCUAACUACGCCGUGCUGAGAUGGUUUGGUUUUGAUCAAUUUGUACCAGAGACAGCAGUGACCUCGCACUGGGUUUCACCUAAAGUGUUCCUUGCAAUUCGAUCACUUUUAGCUUUAUACUCAACCAUUGUUAUUUGGACAGAUAUUGGCUUCGAUGCCUACCACGGAAAAUUUACUGGAUUUUUUGCCUUCUUUACAAACUUAACAUUUAUUGGUCUUCAUGCAUAUCUUAUUACUUCUACUGUGCACCAUAUCAGAUACCUUCGAAAUAAAAAUGUCGACUCAUUCUUGAAACAACCUGCAGUUCUUAAUUAUCUUUAUGUGUACCUCUACUGUACGGUGAUCACAAACAACAUUGUGACCCCAGUGGUGUUUUGGGGGAUUCUAGCAAGAUACCUCGGACCAAUUUCUACAAUGCAAUCUUGGCUGAACGCUUCAGUACAUGGCGCAUCGUUCUUUUUGAUGAUUUUUGACGUCAUUUUCAAUCGCAUGAAGGUUCCUAUCCGAAUGAUUUUAUUCGUUUUUUUCACUGUGGUUCUCUACAUGCUUUUGACAUUUAUUGUUCAUGCAAGCGCCGGCUAUUGGGUGUACCCCUUUUUGGAUUGGAAACAAGGACCGAUCACCGCAGCAUAUUAUUUUGCAGUAGCUGUUAUUGUUGUACUCGCGUUUUUUAUUCAGGUUCUUAUUCAUUAUGUGCGUGACCUGAUCGCGCGCAAAACCGCUCGAUCCCAUCAAAAUACAGUUUCCGACAGUCAAGACAUGACUAAACUUGAAACAAACCACUCCAAUGUGGUUUAA
Molecule: messenger RNA, 828 nt
Organism: Mucor mucedo
Lineage: Eukaryota; Fungi; Mucoromycota; Mucoromycetes; Mucorales; Mucoraceae
Exons: 5
Coding region: 1-828 (275 amino acids)
Cellular component (GO): membrane
Source: RefSeq, a predicted model, not a curated record